ACGUAGAAUCGUGCUUUUUGAGUCCAUGCUAACAAUCACAGUACAGACUCAUGGUCAGCAUAUGAAAGGGGUAGCAAUCGAAAUUUCUAAUCUGAAUUGUGCUGUUGACUUGUCAUCAAUCAUCACGACACAAUCUGUAAUCAAUCCAUCAAACUAGGGUUAAAGGGAGACUGGCCAGGUCGCCACUUGAUAAGAAACAAUUAUGAGAAGAUCACUUUCUAACUCUUCCCCAAGGGCAAGACUUUUCUGAGACAGUAACAGACCUGCAGUGACCAUGGCCAACCUGGAAAGACUUCUAAACCAAAGUUUCGAAGACUGCAACAGACCAUGUCACUUAACAUCACAGAGAAUGUAUGCACGUACAGAAACAAAGACAUUGUUCUAAAACGAUGUCUCCUGCCCAAAAAGUAGUAGUGCAUGGUGAAAGUGUGAUAUCUUCAAAAAGAAUUCACGUGAUGCAAUGGAAAGUUUUGAAACUAUUGGUGUUCCUGCAUUAAUUGGGAUAAUGGUGAUCGAGUGAUACAGGACAGUUCAUAAGUUCAGAUGUAUUCUAGGUAGCAAAGAACAAGUUUUGGAAACUGCUGUAUAGUGUUCUCUAAUAAAGCUUCUUAUCUAAACAGGAUACAAGUAGACCAGACCACUCCAUUCUCAGUUGCUGCCUUCAUAUUUCGGGUCGGCAACGACGUAGUGAUAGGCAAUCACCAGGAGGAAGAUGAAGAUGCCGAGGAAAUUGGCGAAAAAUCCGAGGUCUUGGUCGUCAAACAUCUGCAGAAUCCAACAAUGAAACAUGGCAUUUAUCAGAACUAUAUACAUCAUAGCAGGUUAAUCAUCCACCAAACAACAAAAUCUGCAAGGUAACACUGCAGUUUUCCCCCAUUAAGAAGAGUGGCAGACUAGCGUGGAAAAGAAUGUAGCUCCAGUUCAGCCACCCUUUGUUAGACAAUAGACAUAGAUCUAGGUUAAAUGUGCCACCUUGUUAUCGACUGUCAAGGUUCGAUAGAAUUAAGAGCUUGAUUUGCACAUUGCAACCCAUGAAAUCAUACUAGUUCAUCUCCCAAGAAACAAACUGUGGUUGCCAAAAACUUUGUCUUCAUACCCCAAAAGCUAUAAGAUUGCAAACACUCUACGGAAGAACGACUUCGCUUUCAACCUACAUGCUAAGGGCAGGCAAGAAUGAGAAUUCCCAAGAAGACCAAGUAAUUAACCUAACUUAUUAUACUUCCCUAGAAGGCUAAGGGCAGGCAAGAAUGAGAAUUCAUAGACAGAACGAUAUGCCCUUGUUGAAGGGGGAUCAUUUCUCCAGAAUUCAUUUCAAAUUUGAUUCGCACCAUUGGAAUGCCUCGUUAGCUACUCCAAUUACUCUGUGCCGAGAUGAAAUUCACUGCCAGAAAAAGUUCCCCCUAUGUACCACAGUACCGCCCAACAAAAUUAAGGGCAUGAUUAUGAAACAAGGGGAAUUCACUAUGCGAUCUCUCAGGGGUUCUACCGGUUUUAGCAUUAUUAUCUUAAUGGCUCACACAAGAUAGACACAAAGGGGCUGCCGGAUUUCAGUCAUGUAUAUUAGAAGAAGAAUAAACCAAGAAAUCGAUUCCAACACCAGAUGUUAGACCCAGGCGGCGAUCUGCGAUCUGCGAUCUGCCGUCCGUGUAGAAUAGAAACGAGAAAAUCGAGAACUGAACAGACGAGGGAAAGGAAGGACUGGGGUCUUGGGGGACAUAUACCUUUGAUAAUGCGGGAGCUACGCGUGGUAGACGAGAAAAACUAUGGCCGCCGGCGAGAAGGGAUGGGAUGGGGUCUGAACUCUGAAGCACGCGCGUUCUCUUGCUCGAUCUGCUUCCCUCUGAAACUCAGCAGCAAGACGAGAUAGAAAUGAAAAUUGGAAGGGCCCAUUAUUACUUGGUCUAUCUUCUCAUACUUAUGGGCCAACGCCCGAAAAAAUGAGAGUAGAAGACUAGGCACUAGGAUUAGGGAUGGCAAUGGGCCGGGUUUUGUCAAACCCAAAUCCAUGGGUUUAUCCGCCACAAAAACCCGGGAUAAAAUUCGCUGGGUUUGAAAAAUUCAAAUCCAACCCGCAGGGUAUCCGCGGGUUCAUGGGUACCCGUGGGUUUUUGUGGUAAAAAAUUUACACUAACAAGUUUCUUUCAAAAUAAAAGUUACAUCAAUUUUCUCAUACAAAUUAUUCAUACAAAAAACACCAAUCUAGAGCGUACAAGCAAACCGCAAAUGAUCAAUACAAAUUGUUCAAAAUUAAAGAUAAACAUCUAUAAACAAUAAGAUUAAUU
This is a messenger RNA of Linum trigynum, 2282 nucleotides long. Lineage: Eukaryota; Viridiplantae; Streptophyta; Magnoliopsida; Malpighiales; Linaceae. The record is from the annotation of a GenBank genome assembly.